GUGUGUUGAGGAAGGGAGGUGGAGGCCACCAGGGAAUGAGACUCGUCUCCUCAAACUCAGGUUUGAGCAACAUUACACUUCAGUGUGGACUCGACUCUCCCCGCUCUCCGGCGUCACUCGACCUCCUCAUCUGACAAGGGAAAGCACUGUGAUUUCUCUCUUUGUCCAGAAGCUCUCAGUUUCCUCUUCUUUCUCUCUCUGGUAAGACACUCCAAGAGCAAACAGAGCACAAUGGAGGCCAUUAAGAAGAAGAUGCAGAUGCUGAAGCUGGAUAAGGAGAAUGCCAUCGACCGGGCGGAGCAGGCAGAGUCUGAUAAGAAAGCAGCGGAAGACAAAUGCAAACAGCUCGAGGAUGAGUUGCUUGGUCUACAGAAGAAACUGAAAGGAACUGAAGAUGAACUGGAUAAAUAUUCAGAAGCUCUCAAAGAGGCUCAGGAGAAGCUGGAGCUGUCUGAGAAAAAGGCGUCAGAUGCGGAAGGUGACGUAGCCGCCCUGAACCGCAGGAUCCAGCUGGUGGAAGAGGAACUGGACCGGGCUCAGGAAAGACUGUCCACUGCGCUCCAGAAACUAGAGGAGGCAGAGAAGGCAGCGGAUGAGAGCGAGAGAGGCAUAAAGGUGAUUGAAAACCGUGCGAUGAAAGAUGAAGAGAAAAUGGAAAUUCAGGAAAUACAGCUCAAAGAAGCCAAACACAUUGCUGAGGAGGCCGACCGCAAAUAUGAUGAGGUCGCUCGUAAGCUGGUGAUUUUGGAGAGUGAAUUGGAAAGGGCAGAAGAGAGAGCAGAGAUUGCAGAACUUAAAGGUGGAGAUCUGGAGGAAGAACUGAAAAAUGUAACCAACAACCUCAAGUCCUUAGAAGCCCAAUCAGAUAAGUAUUCAGAGAAAGAGGACAAGUAUGAAGACGAGAUCAAAGUUCUCACUGAUAAACUGAAAGAGGUCGAGACUCGUGCUGAGUUUGCUGAAAGGACGGUGGCCAAACUGGAAAAGACCAUUGAUGACCUCGAGGAGAGUCUGGCUGAGGCUAAACAGCAGAACCUGGAGAUGCAUCAAGUCCUGGAUCAAACGCUCCAAGAGCUCAACAGCUUGUGAGCAAACGAGAAGAAGAAAUCAAUGAAGAAUCCCAGAAUUUCAAUUGUCAACCAUUCCAGCAGUGUUUUAUUUUUAGCUUGUCAUGUGUUUUUGUUUUUUUAUGUUGUAAGUUAUGCUAUUUCCAUCCAUUAUUUUCUGUAUUUUAGUUCAUAAUUUUUUUGAUUAUUUCAUAAUGCACCUACCUUAGUCCAUUAAAUAAUAAUGAAUGAUCUCUUGUUGCUGCCAUUUGUGCCAGGUUAAAUGCAAUUACAUAAACCCAAAAUACACCUUUAAUGGUUAACAGUACUUUGUUUUUGGACUUAAAGUUAAUGAAUGACCUGUUGUUGCAUGCAAGAAGGUUUUUCAGUGUAAAGUCAGUGCUGUUUUAUUUAUUUCUUUUGAGUGAACAUAAAGAGGGAAGUUAUAUUUAAAACAGUAAAAACACAACAAGAGUCAGAAAAUAAACCAAUUAUUAAGUCACGUGUUGGGGAAGUGUAUGCAAAUGUAACGAAAGACAUGAAUACAUUUGUAAUUUAGGCAUUAUGUAUUGGAACAUACAGAUAUUUGGCAAUAAGAAGUCUUUAAUAGUUGGGAUCAUUUUGUACCCUUUAUUUUCACUGUGAUUUGAUGUUUUUUAUACCUAUGUUAAACUAAAUAAAUGUUUACUUAUUUGCACACUG
Messenger RNA from Megalobrama amblycephala (Wuchang bream), 1745 nucleotides. It is a transcript of the gene tpm4b, whose product is annotated as tropomyosin 4b. The record is from RefSeq and is a predicted model, not a curated record. NCBI's taxonomy places the organism in Eukaryota, Metazoa, Chordata, Actinopteri, Cypriniformes, Xenocyprididae. Gene Ontology annotation, biological process: muscle contraction; actin filament organization. The transcript is spliced from 9 exons. The coding region runs from base 232 to 1086 and encodes 284 amino acids. Gene Ontology annotation, cellular component: actin filament. Gene Ontology annotation, molecular function: actin filament binding.